GAGCCAAAUGUAGAAAGAAGAGAGAGAAAAAGGAGUCAUGCAUAGAAUUGGCCAUGCAAGUUUGCCGAGUUUCGCCAUUUGGGGACUUCACGUCUCUCUAUUUUCUCUCUCUUUUUAGCAAUUUUCUUUCUCUCUUUUCCUCUUCUUUUAGCACAAACAAAAACCCCUCUUCCUAACUUCUUCUUCCCAAAAAACAGAUACAGAGGGAAGAAAUUAAAGAGGGGAAGAAAAAUUUCAUCAAGACUUGUCUUUUGGGGUUUUUUCAUCUAAUUUAAGGGGAAAUAAAAGAUGGGUAGAGGGAAAAUUGACAUAAAAUUGAUUGAGAAUGUAAAUAAUAGACAAGUCACAUUCUCAAAGAGGCGUGCUGGCUUGUUGAAGAAAGCCAGCGAGCUUUCUGUUCUUUGUGAUUCUGAAGUUGCUGUUAUUAUUUUCUCAAGUACUGGCAAGCUUUUUGAGUUUUCCAGUACUAGCAUGAAACAGACACUUUCGAGAUACAACAGAUGUGUAGUCUCAACAGAGACUUCUGCCGUAGAAAAGAAGUCAGAGGACAACGAGCAGCCACAGUUGCAGCAGCAGACGCAUGUGCUGAAGCAGGAACAGAAAGAGGUGGACAGUCUUAAAGAUGAACUCUCAAAGCUCAAGACAAAACAGCUGCGGUUGUUAGGCAAGGACCUUAAUGGUAUGGGUUUGAAUGAACUACGGCUUCUUGAACAUCAACUAAAUGAAGGACUAUUAGCCAUAAAGGAGAGAAAGGAGGAAUUGCUGAUACAGCAACUAGACUAUUCAAGGAAACAGGAGGAGAGGUCUGCACUGGAGUGUGAGACCUUACGCAGACAGGGUGGUUCCUUUCUGACACAAUUGCUUUUGCCAUCUAAUGAUCUACAGGUAGAAGAGCUCCGAGGGUUAUUUCCUUUAAGUGCUAGUUUACCGCCACCUUAUCUUGAAUACCCUCAUCCAUUGGAAAAGAAAUAUCCAAUUUUAAAAGAGAGUGAAGAGAGUCUGGAUUCGGACACAGCAUGUGAAGAUGGAGUAGACGAUGAAGAUUCCAACACAACCUUGCAAUUGGGGCUUCCAACUAUUGGUCGAAAGAGAAAGAGAACUGAGCAGGAAUCUCCUUCAAGCAAUUCAGAGAAUCAAGUUGGUUCAAAGUGACUAUUGUCUUUCAGGACUUGUCCCCUCCUUUGUAACUUGUUAGGCACAUGUCAAGGUCAAAUGAUAUUGAACCAGUUUUCAUGUUUAAAACAGGUUCAUCUGGACCAGUGAUUUUGUCAGGGACUUAAUGAUCCCUUAGAUGGCUUAAGUAAGAUGAAGAUGCUGGUUAAAUUUUGAUUUUGGACAUUAUCUUUUGACAGGGUAUUUAAAGAUGGAGAAUAGAUGAGUUCAGUUCUCCAUUUUUACUGA
Solanum dulcamara is the source of this 1401-nucleotide messenger RNA. Its product is annotated as agamous-like MADS-box protein AGL15. Gene Ontology annotation, biological process: positive regulation of transcription by RNA polymerase II. Gene Ontology annotation, cellular component: nucleus. Bases 289 to 1152 code for a protein of 287 amino acids. The record is from RefSeq and is a predicted model, not a curated record. The transcript is spliced from 8 exons. Gene Ontology annotation, molecular function: protein dimerization activity; DNA-binding transcription factor activity, RNA polymerase II-specific; RNA polymerase II cis-regulatory region sequence-specific DNA binding. NCBI's taxonomy places the organism in Eukaryota, Viridiplantae, Streptophyta, Magnoliopsida, Solanales, Solanaceae.